This is a messenger RNA of Anastrepha obliqua, 2886 nucleotides long. It is a transcript of the gene mlt, whose product is annotated as tubulin-specific chaperone cofactor E-like protein. The record is from RefSeq and is a predicted model, not a curated record. The transcript has a single exon. Lineage: Eukaryota; Metazoa; Arthropoda; Insecta; Diptera; Tephritidae. Gene Ontology annotation, molecular function: alpha-tubulin binding. Bases 909 to 2570 code for a protein of 553 amino acids. Gene Ontology annotation, biological process: protein folding.
AGCAAAUGAAAGCACGAAGCGCUCAACGAGUAGCGCAAAACUACAAAUGACACAGGUUAGUGAGCUGUGAGCGGUGAGCAGUGGAAAACACUGUAGUACAAUUACAAGAACAAAACAAUAACAAUAAACAGGCAAAAAAUCAAAAAAGCUGCGGAAACAGAGAAAACAUUAGUGGCUGUUGUAGCAGCAGCAGGCAUCAACAUUCAGUGAGCCAGUGAACCAGUGAAGGCAGUAGCGCGCAGCAAUUUAGUCUGUAUUUGUUUUCUUUGUUCACAACUUUACAAAAAUGAAAUUAGUGCGCAAUAGAAACAAUAAUUUUUCAAUUGUUUAAUUUUUCUAUUGCUGAUGAAAAUUGCGUUACAUCAUAUUCUUCACUUUGUUGUCAAAUGAAAAACUAAUGAAAUUGAAACACAUUUGUACAAGCAUACAUAAAAAAAUAAACAAAACGCUGCGAAAUCAAAACAGAUCCAAAGCAAGGAAAAAUAUUAAAAAAAUAAUAGUAAUAACUGCAUACUAUACACACACAAAAGCAAAAGGGAUUUGACUGCAAUUUAAAGCACAAAACAAAAAUCAACGAAAAAACUAUAAAACACCAGCAAAGCAUUUGCCUUCGCUUCCCAGCGAGUGCCACCGAAUGCGUUUUGCUCAUAUGUACCGAAAUUCAAUUGGCCACGAUUCAACGCACAUAGUAGUCGUCGUUGCCGGAGCGCGUGCAUGCAGACGAGGAAUCGUUCCGAGGUGUAACCAGAGGAGCAGCCGCCGCCGUUGGAACAGGAAGAGCGUUUGCAGUGUUAGUUGCAGUCAUAGCCGUCAUCAUAGAGGUAGUUGCAGGAGCUUAGUUAUCCAUAGCGACAGCCGUUGUAGCCUUUAUUAUACUGUGAGUACGAUUACUAAUAAACGCCAUCAAGAUGCCAUCACUACUGGAAGCAUUGGAAAGAAAAUAUUUCACCGACUGUCAAUUAGAGAAUCUGAACGACGACGAUGCAGCUGCUGAAGCAGAAAAAGGCCUUAUAUCCAUCUAUAUACCGCGACUACCACCGCUGCUCAGCGUGCCCGAGUUGUUGGUGUUGAACGACUGUGACAUUGACUGUGCGGGUGAUUUCGAAGCCAUAAAAGAAAAAUGUCGACGCGUACGUGAACUAGAUCUAGCACAGAAUAAGCUAAACGAUUGGCAAGAGGUCUUCCAUAUACUCGAACAUAUGCCGCGUGUGGAGUUUCUCAAUUUGAGCAAAAAUCAUUUGGUCGGUCCAAUAUGCAAUCCCACUACCCUGCCCACGAAUAGUUUAAGGAGCAUGGUGCUGAAUGGCACUUACCUGGAUUGGCCAUGUGUUGAAGUAUUAUUGGAUAAUUUGCCAUUGUUAGAGGAAUUGCAUCUCAGCUUGAAUGACUACAAAGAAGUGCUUAUUGAUUCAAUUGAGUGUGGUGACCGCGAGGACGAUGUAGCUGGCCGAGAGGGGGCAGAAAAGGUGCAUGCAGAUGACGACGAGGUAACCGAGUGCAACGAGUGUAACGACAACAAACAAAGUGACUCACACAAUUUAACCACCACAGCUACAUCCACAGCGCCUGCAGCAGUAGCAACAGCAACAACAGCUGGAGAGACAAUAGCAACAGUAACAGAAAUAGAAACCAAAACAGAAACAGAAACUGAACCAGAAACACCAACAACACCACCGCCAACACCAACUUCUCCCACAGGCAGUUGCUACACAGAUGCGAGAUGUAAACGCAUACGUCCACAUAGGAAACUGAAAACGCUACACUUCACCGGCAAUCCCGUCGAAAGUUGGCUCGAAAUUUGCCGCUUGGGACGCGUAUUUCCUAGCCUUGAAAAUUUGGUGCUCGCCGAUUGUCCCAUCAAAGCCAUACAGGCUAAUGCCGUCAACAAUAACGACGACUGCACAACCGCCUGCGAAGAAGAUAUCGAAAUGUCCAACAAAGCCGAAUGCCCGCACAAGCAUUUCCACAAUCUGCUUUUUCUCAAUCUCAGCUACUCGAACAUCAGCGCUUGGGACGAUAUCGACCAAAUUGCGAAAUUCCCGAAACUGCGCAAUUUACGUGUCAAAAAUUGGCCGCUCUGGGAGCGACUCGAAUGCACCGAACACGAACGUCGUCAGCUGUUAAUUGCGCGUUUGCCGAAUGUUAAUUUGCUAAACGGCGGCGGCGUGAUCAGCGCAGACGAGCGCGAGGAUGCAGAACGUGCUUUCAUACGUCACUACAUGGACAAGCCAGAAUGGGAGCGUCCUAAGCGCUACGAUGAAUUGGUAGCUAAACAUGGCAAGUUGGAUCCGUUAGUUAACAUAAAUCUUAAGCCUGAGAAACGCCUGAAAGUAUUUAUUACAUAUAAGGAUAAGACGGAAGCGCGUUUGCUCGAUGUCUAUUGCACGGUGGCCGAUCUGAAGACGAGGCUGGAAAAGUUAAUUGAUUUAACGGCGAACAAAAUGCGUUUGUAUUAUGUGGAUCAAGACUUCAAAGAGUUCGGACCGGAACCCAUGAAAUAUCCCAAUAAGCGUUUGUAUAGUUAUAAUAUACAAGCGGGCGAUGAAAUCAUUAUCGAUGAGAAGAAAUAAGUGGGCGUAUUCUAAAUAAAUAAAUAAAUAAUAAUAGUAAAAACAAAAACAAACACCACGUUACGACUAAAUGCAGCUAAGAUGCGAUGCUUUUAAUUAUAUAAGAGAAUGUAAAUAUUUUGUAAAGUGAAUAUACGAGUAUGUAGUUUUUAAUGUACCUUGCGCUAUUUACGAAAUAUGGUAAACUACUGUGGUACACAAGCGUGCUAUAUGAAUUUGAAUGUAUGAAAUAAAUAAAUAAUAACAAUAAAAUAAUAAAAACAAAAAUCCAAAUACAAAUACAAAGCUAUUGCUAAUGCUAUUAUAACAUUUUUCA